UUGUUUCAGAUGUUCUAGAAGUCCGCCUGCUGUCAUAUUCGACUUUUACAAUUUAUAACGAUUUUAUUUUUGUCGGCAAUUGUUAAAUAGUUUCACAAUACAAAUUCAUUUCUGGCUAGAGUGAAAAAACAGUGGCUUGCAUUCUGAAUCUACAAAUAACCGACCUUGAAAGCGAAAUAGAAUCUCCAUAAUGCUGGAGAGGUAGCGGCAUUGCAGCGAUCUGAUGAAAGAGAUGAUAGGUCUAGGUCCACAUAUUCAUAUAAAGUGUCCCAAAACGAUGGACAAUCAGAUGAAUCUGGAAAACAAACCUAAUAAACGUAAGAUUAUUAAAAUUGGAAAGUCCCUUCAACUAAUUAUAGAAAUUCCUGAUCUGCCAGAAAGUGCAAUGGCAAAGAGGUUUGAUCUCAGCAGCUUGCAUUUCAUGUCGCUUCAAGCGCUUGCUAUGAGGAGAUUCGCUGUACAAUUGUGCUGUCACCGCAAGAUGCUUGCGUAUGCUGUGCAAACCGAUUCAGCGGCGCGACGUCAAAAGGAACACGAAACAACGAUGUACGAUUUGUUAAAAGAUCUUUUAACUGAAGUUCCGCUUCCACCAUCGAUGAAACACGAGUUAUUCAGUUUAAUGAAAUCUGUUUCCAGAGAAAUAAUAAAAUGGUUGGACCUCCAUGAAGAUUAUUUAGGUCCGUGUAACUUAAACGAAAUGGAGAAUUUGAAACACCUGUGCUGGACAAGUUUGGGGAGUGUGGAUUAUCGGGAAACAGUUGCAGCACUCAUUCGCCACGAAAAGCUGGACCUGACACAACGUUACAAGCUGGCUUGUCUGUAUUGCUUAGAGGAGGAUAUCAGAGAGCUUUGGCGAAAGAUGCCCGAAAAAAGCAAAAAGUCCUACUAUGAUGUAAAAUCUGCGAUUCUCGAGCAGCCAGAUUUAGCCGUUAUUUGGACUUUCAUCAUAAAAGGAGAAGUAAAAAAAAUUCUUAGAUACCUUAAAGAAAACGGAAAAUUCAGCCCGUCCAUUAACCACCUAGGGUUCGAAUGUUCUGCAAUCCUCGGUUACAGAACAGCUGCUCAGUAUUUUUAUGAAAAGUUAAAGUCCGAAGAAAAAGAAGAAUUAUUGAUCAAAACCUCCAUGUCUGUAGCAAUGCAACGUUCAAAAGAUUAUUAUUUUUACAUGGAGGAACGCCAAGAAUCAGGCGACGUUUUGUUCUAUUUGAUGUCCGUGAUGCAGCUGUAUGAGCAGAAGAUCUUGUUUUCGCACUUCCCUUGUGAGACCUUGAAGUGCGUGCUGGAUUGGCCCAGGCAAGAUGCCUUUAUCGAGCUAGCAAAAUCCGAAUAUCCUUCAAUUUCAGUACGCGCUUAUUACCGCGUGCUUUUAAAUCUGUCCCGGAACAGUUCCUGGGGAUAUAACCAUUCGAAAUUAUUUCAGGAAUUUUUCCUGCUCGAUCAACUUGAUUUCAGUUUCGCGUUGGUUGCGUACAAUAUCAUUUUGCGAGAUUUUAUUCGAAGUGACGACAUAGAAACUGUCAAAUUUCUUUUCAGACAUCUGGACGCUCAAGGAAAAGAUGAACAUGUUUUGGUUUCUACAGGAAGUUUCAUUAACUACGAACUAAUGAAGGAGGGUAAGUGGGAAUUGAUGAAUCAAUUCAUCGAAGAUGUCAAACUGUCCGAAUCAGGCAGGCGGAGGAAUUUGAAGUUAUUCAGUGAAAAUCGCGGAUUAAAUCAUAAGGAAAGAAUCCUUAUAAUCAUAAAUGAGAGCAAUAGCUCUGUUCUUGGCAUUCUAGAAGAUAUUCAGGAUAACACUGAUCUUGAAAUUCAAGAAGAAGAAGAAAUAAUAGAACCGAAAGCUGUAAGAAAACGUUUAAUGCCUUUAAAAGCAGCAUACGAUAAGUGUAUUGAUUUUCUCUUCCGAUAAGUUCCAUGCAUGGGUAUUUUGUAAAGUGCAAUUAGUAUCAUUAUUGUGUGACAUCGCAAAGCAAAUAUUUUACCUUUUAAUGCGGUGAUUUUUAAAACUGCUUUCAAUUGAAAACUAAAACUUUGUUUUAAAAACAUUUUAUUUUGCCAAAAAAUUGAAUUUCAAUUUAUCUCUAGAAAUCAUGUUCUUUUAAUAUUUUAUUAGUUCUUUCUAAGUGUUCUUGCAUAAUAAAUUAUAAAAUGUGUGUCUACAUAUUUGAUGUUUGGUACUAGUUCGUGUAGAGAUGUUUACUAAUCUUGGUAUGAAUUAUUUUGAAAUUGUUGGUGUUAAAACUGUCAGAAAAAAUGUAUAUGUAGGAAAAUUUUGUAAAUACAAAUUGUAUCGUACUUGUGUAACAUCACACAGAAACUACAUUACUUUGUAACGCGGCUAUUUUUAAAACUGUUUUCAUGUGGAAACUGAAACUUUCUUCUAAUUUUUUUUUAUGCAGAAAAUGGAAUUUCAAUUUUUCUCUCAAAAUCAAGUCUUUUUAACAUUUUAUUUGUUCUUUCCAAGUGUUCUUGCAUAAAGCAUUACCAAAUGUGUGUCUACACAUUUGAUGUUUGUUGCAUGUUCAUUUACAGAUGUGUACUAAUCUUGGUAUGAAUUAUUUUGAAAUUGUUGGUGUUAAAACUGUCAGAAAAAAUGUAUAUGUAGGAAAAUUUUGUAAAUACAAAUUGUAUCGUACUUGUGUAACAUCACACAGAAACUACAUUACUUUGUAACGCGGCUAUUUUUAAAACUGUUUUCAUGUGAAAACUGAAACUUUCUUCUAAUUUUUUUUUAUGCAGAAAAUGGAAUUUCAAUUUUUCUCUCAAAAUCAAGUCUUUUUAACAUUUUAUUUGUUCUUUCCAAGUGUUCUUGCAUAAAGCAUUACCAAAUGUGUGUCUACACAUUUGAUGUUUGUUGCAUGUUCAUUUACAGAUGUGUACUAAUCUUGGUAUGAAUUAUUUUGAAAUUGUUGGUGUUAAAACUGUCAGAAAAAAUGUAUAUGUAGGAAAAUUUUGUAAAUACAAAUUGUAUCGUACUUGUGUAACAUCACACAGAAACUACAUUACUUUGUAACGCGGCUAUUUUUAAAACUGUUUUCAUGUGAAAACUGAAACUUUCUUCUAAUUUUUUUUUAUGCAGAAAAUGGAAUUUCAAUUUUUCUCUCAAAAUCAAGUCUUUUUAACAUUUUAUUUGUUCUUUCCAAGUGUUCUUGCAUAAAGCAUUACCAAAUGUGUGUCUACACAUUUGAUGUUUGUUGCAUGUUCAUUUACAGAUGUGUACUAAUCUUGGUAUGAAUUAUUUUGAAAUUGUUGGUGUUAAAACUGUCAGAAAAAAUGUAUAUGUAGGAAAAUUUUGUAAAUACAAAUUGUAUCGUACUUGUGUAACAUCACACAGAAACUACAUUACUUUGUAACGCGGCUAUUUUUAAAACUGUUUUCAUGUGGAAACUGAAACUUUCUUCUAAUUUUUUUUUAUGCAGAAAAUGGAAUUUCAAUUUUUCUCUCAAAAUCAAGUCUUUUUAACAUUUUAUUUGUUCUUUCCAAGUGUUCUUGCAUAAAGCAUUACCAAAUGUGUGUCUACACAUUUGAUGUUUGUUGCAUGUUCAUUUACAGAUGUGUACUAAUCUUGGUAUGAAUUAUUUUGAAAUUGUUGGUGUUAAAACUGUCAGAAAAAAUGUAUAUGUAGGAAAAUUUUGUAAAUACAAAUUGUAUCGUACUUGUGUAACAUCACACAGAAACUACAUUACUUUGUAACGCGGCUAUUUUUAAAACUGUUUUCAUGUGAAAACUGAAACUUUCUUCUAAUUUUUUUUUAUGCAGAAAAUGGAAUUUCAAUUUUUCUCUCAAAAUCAAGUCUUUUUAACAUUUUAUUUGUUCUUUCCAAGUGUUCUUGCAUAAAGCAUUACCAAAUGUGUGUCUACACAUUUGAUGUUUGUUGCAUGUUCAUUUACAGAUGUGUACUAAUCUUGGUAUGAAUUAUUUUGAAAUUGUUGGUGUUAAAACUGUCAGAAAAAAUGUAUAUGUAGGAAAAUUUUGUAAAUACAAAUUGUAUCGUACUUGUGUAACAUCACACAGAAACUACAUUACUUUGUAACGCGGCUAUUUUUAAAACUGUUUUCAUGUGAAAACUGAAACUUUCUUCUAAUUUUUUUUUAUGCAGAAAAUGGAAUUUCAAUUUUUCUCUCAAAAUCAAGUCUUUUUAACAUUUUAUUUGUUCUUUCCAAGUGUUCUUGCAUAAAGCAUUACCAAAUGUGUGUCUACACAUUUGAUGUUUGGUGAAUGUUCGUGUAUAGAUGUUCACUAAUCUUCGUAUGGAUUAUCUUGAAACUGUUGGUGUUAAGACUGUCAGAGAAAUUUUAUGUGGUAAUAAAAUUUGGUAA
This is a messenger RNA of Argiope bruennichi, 4316 nucleotides long. RefSeq lists its product as uncharacterized. Bases 224 to 1906 code for a protein of 560 amino acids. The transcript has 2 exons. The record is from RefSeq and is a predicted model, not a curated record. Lineage: Eukaryota; Metazoa; Arthropoda; Arachnida; Araneae; Araneidae.